AUGAUAUCAAGACUUCUUAAGCUUUGGAAAGGACAGAUGAAUAAACCAAUCAAGAAACCUAUAAUAAGUAUUGUUGGUACUACAGGUGUCGGCAAAUCCCAAUUUAGUAUUGAAUUGGCGAAAAAGAUCAAUGGUGAAGUCAUCAAUGCUGAUUCCAUGCAAGUGUACAAGGGUGCUGAUAUCAUAACCAACAAACACCCCAUUGAGGAGCGUGAAAAUGUGCCUCAUCAUGUUAUGGAUCAUGUUGAUUGGAGUGAGGAAUACUUUAUUCAUAGAUUCAACAAAGAAGCUAAUCAUGCAAUUAAUGACAUUCACUCGCGUGGAAAGAUCCCAAUAAUUGUUGGUGGAACACACUAUUACCUUCAAACACUACUUUUCAAUAACAAAACUAUGGAAAAUAAGAAGGAGAGGGAGUUGACCAAAACUGAAAUUGAGUUAUUGGAUGGUCCUACUAACCUUCUAUUUGAAGAAUUACAAAAAAUAGAUCCAAUUAUUGCCGAAAAAUUUCAUCCUCAAGAUCACAGAAAACUACGACGAGCAGUGGAGAUUUGGUACACAACUGGCCAAAAGCCGUCAGAUUUGUAUAUCGAACAAAAAUUGGAUGAGCAAGAGCAAAGUUCAUUAAAGUACAAUACUUUGGUGUUUUGGCUAUACUCGGACCCAAAAGUGCUACAAAAUCGAUUGGAUAAAAGAGUUGAUAAGAUGAUGGAGACCGGUGCUGAAAAGGAGAUUGAUGAGUUGUUUCAACAUUACUCAAACAACAAUUGUGAUUGCACGAGUGGGAUAUUCCAAGUUAUAGGAUUCAAAGAAUUCUUACAGUGGUUGGAAAACAACAAACAAAACGAAACAGAUUUUGCUCAUGGGCUUGAACGGAUGAAGAUAAGGACCCGACAAUAUGCUAAGUAUCAAGUCAAAUGGAUUCAGAAAACUUUGCAUCUUGAACUACAAAAAGAGGCAAAAUUUGACUAUGUUAAUGGAGGAAGAUUGUAUAUUCUUGACGCAACUGAUUUAUCUGAAUGGGAAGAUAACGUAUGCAAUCGCGGACUAGCUAUUGCAGAGCAGUUCUUCCAACAAAAAGUGACAUUACCUGAGACCCCUGGGCACUUAGCUGGACUUCUCACAGAGAAAACAAAUUUGAAAAGCAACAAAGUUAUUGGCUCAGAACAAAGGUGGAAGCAUUUCAAAUGUGAUGUUUGUAAAGAUAAGAACGGAGACCUGUUUGUGGCAGUAGGAGAAGACAGUUGGUCACGUCAUUUGAACAGUCGAAGGCACAAGAAAAAUACAAGUGCAAGUGGUAAAAGAAAACAUGUAGAGGAGAUGAUUCGUUUGCAUAAGAAGCAAAGUUAA
Messenger RNA from Lodderomyces parapsilosis, 1347 nucleotides. Its product is annotated as tRNA dimethylallyltransferase. Gene Ontology annotation, molecular function: ATP binding; tRNA dimethylallyltransferase activity. The record is from RefSeq and is a predicted model, not a curated record. The transcript has a single exon. Gene Ontology annotation, biological process: tRNA modification. The coding region runs from base 1 to 1347 and encodes 448 amino acids. Lineage: Eukaryota; Fungi; Ascomycota; Pichiomycetes; Serinales; Debaryomycetaceae. Gene Ontology annotation, cellular component: mitochondrion.